Chlamydomonas reinhardtii is the source of this 6276-nucleotide messenger RNA. RefSeq lists its product as uncharacterized. Gene Ontology annotation, cellular component: nucleus; intracellular anatomical structure. NCBI's taxonomy places the organism in Eukaryota, Viridiplantae, Chlorophyta, Chlorophyceae, Chlamydomonadales, Chlamydomonadaceae. The transcript is spliced from 23 exons. Gene Ontology annotation, molecular function: RNA binding; ATP binding. Bases 430 to 5178 code for a protein of 1582 amino acids. The record is from RefSeq and is a predicted model, not a curated record.
CUAUAACGAGAAUGCGGAUCGCAACUGGUUGAACGCGACGGGCUGAGCUAACAUCACAAAAGCCUAGCGCAACGCUUGGGCGCCAAGAAGCCAACUAGUUGAUAUUUAGAUAUCAACUUCAGAAUGGGACCAAAUAGAGGAGGUGGCGCAGCAGCACGAGCGCAAAAGAAAGGGGGCGGCGGCGGGCCGAGCAAGAGCGGAGGCGCCGGGGGCAGCGGCGGCAAAGGGGGCGGCGGAGGCGGGGGUAGCAAGGGCGUGAAGGUCGGUGGCAAGGCCAAGGCAGCUCCGGCCAAGAAAGCUGGCGGGGGUGGCGGAGGCGGAGGUGGCGGUGGAGGCGGUGGAGGAGGCGGUGGAGGAGGCGCUGGCGGGGGCAAGGACAAGGACGGGGCCAUCGUCACACAUGGACCCGCAGUGGGCAUGAGUCAGGAAAUGGUUGCUCUGGUGCAACAGACCCUCAACAGCAUCUCCAUAGCUUCCGCACCCGCCGCCGCGGCCGCGGCCGGCGGCAGCGGCGCGCCGGCGGCCGUGCCGCUGGCGGCGGCGGCGGGCGCCGCGCCCCCCGAGGCGUUUGUGACCGACCUCCGCGUGUUGGUGGGCAGCGACAUUGUGAAGAAGGGCUUCAGCGCGGCGCAGGUGGAGGCGGCGUGGGAGGCCACACACGCGGCGGCGGUGGAGUCUGGCGCCUACGACACCAGCUUCAUGAACGCGCGCAAGUCGCGGCAGGAGGCGGUGUUGCAGCGGCUGCUGCUCACGCUGUCGGAGGCGGAGCUGCCGCCCGCCUACCGCACACACCAGCACGGGCACGGACACGGCCGCCAGGGGCAGAAGGGAGGAGGAGGCGGGGGCGGAGGUGGAGGCGGGGGCGGGGGCGGGGGCGGAGGCGGAGGCGGCGGCCAGCAGCAGCAGCAGGCGCAGCAGGCGGAGGCGGGCGGCGGUGGCAAGGGCAAGGGGCGGCGUCAGGCGUCAGGGGCUGCUUCCGGCUCCCCGGCUGACGACGCGGCGGGCGGGGCGGUGCGCUCGCCCGCUGACGUGGCGCGGCAGGGCGCGGCGGAGGCGGUGGCGGCGCUGUGGGCGGCGGGGUUUGACGGCGCCGCCGCCAAGUCCGCGGUGGCGGCGUACGGACGAGACGUGGGCGGCGCGCUGCAGCAGCUGUGCAGCGGGCUCAGGCCGCCGCCGGAGGCCGCCCGCGCCGCCAUGGCCGCCGCCGACGUGUGGGUGGGCGCGGUGCCUGACGUGGCGGCGGCGGAGAUGGGCGCCCUGGCCGAGAUACUGGGGCCGGAGCGGCAGCGCGGCUGCGCGCGCGGCGCCAAGAGGGUGGAGCUGGAGGCGGCGGUGGAGGGCCUGCCGCCGGGGGGCACACUGGAGGCGGAGUUCGACACGGACCGCGGCCUGUACCCCUUCGAGCCGCCCACCUGCCUGGCCUACGUCCACCCGCACCUGCCCUUUGCCGCCACCGCCGCCCUGACCGCCGCCGCCUGGCGCCGAAUGGUGGAGCUGUGCGGGCAGGGCUGUGAGGCUCCGCUGUGGCCGCUGCUGGACUGGCUGCGGGACGAGGGCGCGGCGGUGGUGGCGGCGGCGUCCGCAAAGAUGAACAGGGUCCUGCAACAGAACGGAGUCGAGGCACCGGCGCCGCCGAAACAGCCGGCGGCGGCGCCAGCAGCAGCGGCGGCGGCAGCAGCAGGUGGCAGCGGCGGUAGAGGCUCAGCCGCUGCAGUGGCGGCGCCGGCAGCGGCGCCGGCCACGGUGCCGGUGCCAGCGGCUGCGGCAGCGGCGGCGGCGGCUGCAGACGCGCUUGCCGGCACCCGCCGCGGCGGCAGCGGUGCGCUCGCAGCCAAGGCGCUUGCGGCAGUAGCGGGCAAUGGUGCUACAGCCACAGGGGCGGCGGCGGCUGCAGCGGCUGCUGCUGCCGCUGCUGCGACAGCGCCGGCGGCGGCCGCCAGCAAUGGCCGCGGCGGAAGGGGCGGCAAGAAGGAUCAGCGGCCGGAGUCAGCGCAGCCGCCGCAGGCGUCUCCCUCGCCCGCCCCAGCCUCCACCUCCGCCUCCUCCCGGCCAGUCAGCGCGCCGCCGCCACAGCAGCAGCAGCAGCAGCAGCAGCAGCAGGAGCCGCCGGCGGGCGGGCGGCUGGCGGCGGCGGCAGUAGCGGUGCCGGAGCUGUCUCGCGAGGAGCUGGCGGCGCGGCGGGCGGCGCAGCUGCAGCGGGCGGCGGCGGACGACCUGGCACGCAACGGCGCUCGGCGGUCGGCGGCGCUGGCGGCGGCGCUGGCGGAGUGGCGAGCCAGCAGCGACCCCAAGACCGUGUCCAUGCGGCAGCAGCGCGAGCGGCUGCCCGCGUGGAGCCGCCAGGCGGAGGUGGUGGCGGCGGUGGCCAAGCACCAGGUGGUGGUGAUUGCGGGCGAGACGGGCUGCGGCAAGACAACGCAGGUGCCGCAGUUCCUGUUGGACGCGGCCAUCGACUCGCCGGGCGGCGGCGGCGGCGUGGGUAUCGUGGUGACGCAGCCGCGGCGUAUCUCCGCCACCUCGGUCGCGGCGCGUAUGGCGGACGAGCGGCGCGAGCCCCUGGGGCGCACCGUGGGGUACGCCAUUCGCAUGGAGAGCAACAGGUCCUCCGACACCCGCCUGCUGCUGUGCACCACGGGUGUGCUGGUGCGGCGGCUGAUCGAGGACCCGCUGCUGGCCGGCACCAGCCACGUGCUGGUGGACGAGGUGCACGAGCGCAGCCUGGACUCGGACUUCCUGCUGGUGCUGAUCAAGCAGCUGCUGCCCAAGCGGCCCGACCUGCGGCUUGUGCUCAUGUCCGCCACCGCCAACACCGCCGCCUUCAGCGCCUACUUCGGCGGCUGCCCGGUGGUGGCCAUCCCGGGCUUCACGCACCCGGUGAAGGAGUACUUCCUGGAGGACGUGCUGCGCAUGACGCGCUACACUCCGGAGCCGGGCAGUGAGUACGCCCGGCGGGGGCCGCCCAAGGACGCCCUGGGCGCCAAGAAGGGCAGCGCGGCGCGGGCGGCGGAGGCGGAGGCGGCGGCGCUGGCGCGGCUGCCGGCGGCGGGCUACCCGCCGCCGGUGGUGUCGGCGAUGAAGACCCUGGACCCGGACAAGGUCAACUACGACCUGCUUGUUGCCACCCUGGAGUGGAUCUCCAGCCACGGCGAGGCCGGCGCCAUCCUGGUGUUCAUGCCCGGCCUCAUGGAGAUCAGCCGACUGGCCGAGGCCGCCGCCGCCAGCCCCACACUGCGCGCCGCCACCCGCGGCGGCGCCACGCUGGUGCCGCUGCACAGCGCCCUCGCCGCCGCCAGCACCGACACGGCGCUGGUGUUCGACCGCCCGCCCGCGGGGUGCAGGAAGAUUGUGAUCGCCACCAACAUCGCCGAGACGUCCAUCACCAUCGACGACGUGGUGUGGGUGGUGGACACAGGACGGGCCAAGGAGAACAGGUACUGCCCGGAGACCCACAUGCAGGCGCUUGUGGAGUGUUGGGUGAGCCGCGCCUCCGCCCGCCAGCGCCGCGGCCGCGCGGGCCGUGUGGCUCCCGGCCACUGCCUGCGCCUGUUCAGCCGCCACACACACGAGGCGGUCAUGGAGGAGCACCAGCAGCCCGAGAUGCUGCGCGUGCCGCUGGAGGGGCUGGUGCUGCAGAUCAAGCUGCUGCGUGUGGCCGGCGACCAGGAGCGCGCGGUGCAGGACUUCCUGGCUCGCGCCCUGGAGCCGCCCGGCGAGGAGGCGGUGGGGGCGGCGGUGCGCAGCCUGGUGGGCAUUGGCGCGCUGGAGGGCGGCGGCGGCGGCUCGCGCCUGACUCCGCUGGGGGUGCACCUGGCCACACUGCCGGUGGAUGUGCGCGUGGGCAAGAUGCUCAUCUAUGCAGCCAUGCUGGGCUGCCUUGAGCCGGUGGCGGUCAUUGCUGCCGCCAUGACACUGCGCUCGCCCUUCGUGGCGCCACUGGACAAACGCGCGGAGGCGGACGCGGCCAAGCGCUCGUUCGCGGGCAUGCGCUCCGACGCGCUGGCGGUGCUGGCUGCCUACCGGGCCUGGCAGGCGGCGCGGGACGCGGGUCGGGCGGCGGAGAGGGCCUUUGUGAGCGAGAACUUCCUCAGCGGCCGGACUCUGGCGGGUAUGGCGGAGAUGGUGUCUCAGUUCCGUCGCAUGCUGCGGGAGGCGGGCUUCGUGGGCAGGCCCAACAGCCGCGGCGGCGGGGGAGGAGGCGGAGGCGGAGGAGGCGGCAGGGGCCGCGGCGACAGGGGCCGCGGCGGCGGCGGCGGCGGCGGCGGUGGACGGAGAGGCGGCGGAGGCGGCGGCGGUGGUGGUGGUGGUGGGGAGGAUGAGGACGGUGGGGGCGCCACGGCGGCGGCCAAUGGCAACGGCUCGGGCGGCGCUCCGGCAGUGGACCCAUGUGACGCGCACGCAGACAACCUGCUGCUGGUUCGGGCGGUGCUGGUGGCGGGGCUGUAUCCCAACGUGGUGCGGGUGGAGGUGCCGCCGCCGGGCAAGGCCGGAGGCAAGCGGGAGCCGCGGCUGGUGGCGCAGCUUCAGGCGCCGGGCGGGCGGCAGGAGGAGCGCACGGUGCAGGUCCACCCCUGCUCUGUCAACCACGGCGUGAUCAGCAGCCUGGAGUCGCCCUGGCUUGUGUACGGCGAGAUGGUGGAGAGCAGUGCCGUGUACCUGCGCGACUGCUCCAUGGUCACACCCUACCCGCUGCUCAUGUUUGGCGGACCCAUCUCGGUGCAGCUGGUGGGCACAGGCGGCGCCGCGCCGGCCGGCACUGGCACGGGCGGCGCCGCCAACGCGGCGGGCGUGGUGACCAUGGACGGCUGGAUCCGUCUGGGCUGCGCGCCCAAGGUGGCUGUGCUGUUCAAGGAGCUGCGGGGGCAGCUGGACGCAUUGCUGCAAGACAAGAUAGAGCGGCCCGAGAUGGACCUGUGGGAGCGAGGCGGCCCCGUCAUCAACACAAUCCUGCAGCUCCUCACCACGGAGACGGUGGCGCCCGCGGCGCCGGCGGCGGUGGCGGCCGCGUCAGCAGGCGGCGGUGGGGGAGGGGGCGGUGGCGGAGGGGGUGGAGGGGGUGGUGGAGGGGCGCAGAAGGGCGGCGGAGGCGGAGGCGGCGGCAAGGGAGCGGCGGGCGGCGGCAGGGGCGGCGGCGGCGGCGGUGGCGGGGGCAGGGGUGGGAGCGCAAGGCCGCGCCGGUGAGGGGUGGAUGAUGUAUGUAUGCGUGUGCUGGUGCUGCCAAUGCUGAAGUGUUGUGUUUGCAAAGAGGCGGGUUGCUGCGUUUUAUGUGGCGGUGCUGCAUGUUGGCAUGUGUUCUGAAGCAAGAGGGGCGAGGGACAAUUCGAGUGAGUGCGGACGAAUCGCGGGGGGGCGCGAGACCGAGGGGACAGGCAAUGCGUUGUUGUUACGUGACUCGUGUGGACACAUGAGUGGCGAGGCGGUGGCUUUGACUUGUGUGAUGUACUUGCAGCAGGGAGGGUGCAGCUGGAGCAGUGAUCAUGCAAGCUGGGACGGAGUGUGGGCGUGGUGAUGCAAGGUAUUGCGGCUCGGUCCUCCCCCUUUGCUCCGCUAGUUUAACUUGGAUUGGUUUAGUUUGGGCUGGUGUUUACAACCCCCACCCCGCUGGCGCCACACACGCGUGCCUGCAGUGCUGCUUGCAUGGCAAGGGCAAACGGGGAAGGGUGUAGGGCGGCAAGCGCGGCUUCUGCGGUGCUGUGUGCUGUGUGAUGUGGCGGCGAGAGCGGAAGCACCGUGCACCGUGGUGUGGGAGGCGAGCGCAGUUCGGAGCUACCGGGCCUUUGGCUUCUGGACUUCUACCGUAUUAACGAAGACGAGUUACUAUUGCGUGUCGGGGAAGGCCUGCACCCUGAGGUACUCUACAAAACUGCUCCGCACUCUGCAAGCUGCUUCCUAGGCCCAGGUCCCAGGGCGCUCCUCGCCGUACCCCUUGCAAAUGCGCCGUCCUCCCUGCGCGCGUUGUCCGGCAAGCUGCACGGUUCGACAAAGGCUCGAACGCGGGGGAAGCUUCCUUUCACUGUGCAUCUGCGUGCACUGCAAUAACUGCAUAGCGAUGCGGCCAUGAAGGCACGGCGUGAAAUGAAUGGCGCUGGGUUCCAGUUGCUGGCGGAGGGUUUAGUUAAUGGACCCCCGCGUGUUUGUCCUGGAGCAGCGUGAGUGCCAGGGGAGGUGACACUCCCCUGGUGAGUGCUGCAUCUACGACGCAUGGCAUCCAGUUGAGCAGAUUGCAGGUCGUGGGGAUUUACGAGCCAACGUGCAGAAUACGUGUAACUAACGUUCGAG